AAGCUCCACUGGACAGGUACGAUGGGCGGAAUCCAGAAGUUCAGAGCGAAUGCACGGAUCGGCUGUUCUGUACAUUACACCGGUCAGAGGCGCAUGUAAUGGAGUUAUUUAACCCAACUCAUCUUCUGAUCAAAGAUUUUACUCCUCAUUUCCUCUUUUUCUGUUUAAUCUGUUUGGACUUCGUACGCGAUUAUUUAAGAUAAAGAGUUAAAGUAAUGACUGACAUGGAGUGAGUCUGGUCUGGUGUUUGUGCAGUUCAGUCUGAAAACGUCAAAAACUUUUUUGCCUUGGAACUUGUCUGCGUUUAAAGGGAAUAACCAUGCCCGAUCAGUUAACUGUAUCGGAGUUUAUGGACAUUACCAAUGAGGACUAUAAAGCACCAACGACAUCAGUGUUCUGCACGCGGAUGACUCACUGUCGCAAUACAGUGGCCGCUUUGGAAGAGGCGUUGGAUCUGGACCGCAGUGUAUUGCACAAAAUAAAGAAGUCAGUCAAAGCCAUAAACAGCUCUGGUUUGUCUCACGUUGAGAAUGAGGAGCAGUACAUUCAGGCACUGGAGAGGUUUACAGAUAACACUGUUUACAAAGACGACCCUGAGAUGUCCAGUUACUUCCUCAAAUUUGCUGGUUUGACCAAGGAGCUCACUGGUCUGUUUAAGAACCUGCUUCAGAACAUGAAUAAUAUCAUCACUUUUCCGCUAGACAGUCUGUUGAAGGGAGACCUCAAAGGAGUGAAAGGGGAUUUGAAAAAGCCUUUUGAUAAAGCAUGGAAGGAUUAUGAGACCAAACUAAAUAAGAUUGAGAAAGAAAAGCGCGAACAUGCCAAACAACACGGUCUGAUCAGGACAGAGAUCAGCGGAGGAGAGAUUGCAGAAGAGAUGGAGAAGGAGAGACGCCUCUUUCAGCUUCAGAUGUGUGAGUAUCAAAUUAAAGUGAACGAAAUUAAAGUCAAGAAAGGGGUUGACCUGCUCCAAAACCUCAUCAAAUACUUUCACGCUCAGUGCAAUUUCUUUCAAGAUGGGAUAAAAGUUGUGGACAACCUGAAACCAUUCAUGGAAAAACUCGCCACAGAAUUGACAGCAAACAAGCAAACACAAGAUGCAGAGAGGAAACAGCUGAUGCAGUUGAAGGAUGUUCUGAAAUCUGCCCUGCAGUCAGAGUCUAAGGACGACGGUCAGUCGAAGCAAAAUGCAGGCUACAGUCUCCACCAGCUGCAGGGUAAUAAAGCUCAUGGUACCGAACGCUCGGGAUUUCUCCUCAAACGCAGUGAGGGGUUAAGGAAGGUUUGGCAGAAAAGGAAAUGCUCUGUAAAAAAUGGAUUAUUGACCAUUUCGCAUGGAACGGCUAAUGCACCUCCAGUGAACCUCAACCUCUUAACCUGCCAAGUGAAGCGAAGCCCCGACGAGAAGAAAUGCUUUGAUCUCGUAUCUCAUGACCGAACAUAUCACUUCCAGGCAGAGGAUGAAGCAGAAUGUCAGAUCUGGGUGUCUGUUCUCCAGAACAGUAAAGAGGAGGCAUUGAACAACGCCUUUAAAGAUGACCAGAAUGAGGACGAGAACAACACCGUACGGGAGUUGACCAAGGCUAUCGUGGGAGAAGUAAAGAAAAUGAGCGGCAAUGACGUGUGCUGUGACUGCGGAGCUUCUAAUCCAACAUGGCUCUCCACAAACCUGGGUGUGUUGAUUUGUAUCGAAUGCUCUGGAAUCCAUCGGGAAAUGGGUGUUCACUUCUCCAGAAUACAGUCACUGACACUGGAUGUUUUGGGCACGUCUGAGCUCUUGCUUGCUAACAGUGUGGGCAAUGCAGGCUUCAAUGAGAUCAUGGAGGCAAAUCUGUCAGCAGAGAUCCCCAAACCCAACCCAUCUAGUGACAUGCAGGUACGAAAAGACUUCAUCACGGCCAAAUACACAGAGAAGUGGUUCGCUCAGCGGAAGUUUGCAGACAACGCAGCCCGUCUACAUGCGCUCUGUGAUGCGGUGAAGACCCGGGACAUCUUCUCUUUGAUCCAGGUGUACGCAGAGGGAGUGGACCUGAUAGAGACCAUCCACCUGCCUAAUGAACAUGAACCGGGAGAGACGGCACUUCACCUCGCAGUACGAAUGGUGGACCGAAACUCCCUCCAUAUUGUAGAUUUUAUAGUACAGAACAGUGGGAAUUUAGACAAGCAGACUUCUAAAGGAAGCACAGCCCUGCACUACUGCUGCUUGACUGACAACAGUGAAUGUAUGAAGCUGCUUCUGCGGGGAAAGGCAUCUUCCACCAUUACCAAUGAUGCUGGAGAAACUCCCCUGGAUCUGGCCCGACGUCUCCGACGUGUGAAGUGUGAAGAGUUGCUGACCCAAGCACAGACAGGAAAGUUUAAUGUCCAUGUGCAUGUGGAGUCCGACUGGCGUCUACACAACGAAGAUCUGGAUGAGAGUGAGGAUGAGAUGGAGGACAAGCCCAUUCCCUUCAGACGAGAGGAGCGUCCAGUUAGCUGUUUUGUUCCAGGCAGCAGCCCUAUGAUGCCCAACAUGAGCGCGCUGGCACGUGAUGUGGUGAACGCUGUCAAAGACAAGCAGAGGGCUUUUGUGCCCAGCAUGAUUUGCAAUGAGACUUACGGCACCAUGCUUGACGUUAGUCCUCCGCCGCUUGGGUUACCCGGAGCACCUGGGUUCUCUUUGCUCCCUCGUACUCUGGGAAGGGGGUGGAGUCCUCCAAUGGAAGUGGUUGGGAGGCAGAGAUCAUCUUCGGACCCUUCAAACCCUCAGAGUCCAGAGAGGAACAGCUCUGUGUACGUGCUCCCUCCUGUUCCUCCACCUCCUCCUGCACCCAAGAGACCACCGCCCCCCGAUCCUAAAGCCACCCUUCCCCAGUUGCCUCCGGUCCCAGCUCCACCCUCGUUUAUUCCACCCGCCCCAGGUAGACAGGUGCCCGUAGUGCCACCUGCUCCAGUGUUGCCCCCUUCAUUUGCAUAUAAACCCCCACCUCCGCCUUUGCCCCCUCAGCCAAAAACCCCUGCAUCCAAGCCAACGAAAUGCCCAUCUAGAGAUCCUGUUGGUCCAUUUAGUAAAGAUACAAAUGCAAACAAGGCAGCACCCACCAGAGCACUGCCCAUUGAUAAACCAGAUUCAGGCCCAUCUGCUGCUUCCGCUCCGGUCCCGGCUCCAGCUCCCAAACCCAGAACAGCCCUUCCUAAGCAGAAACCAAAGAGGGUAAAGGCCCUUUACAACUGUCUGGCAGAUAAUCCGGAUGAACUGUCCUUCACUGAGGGAGAGGUAAUAAUAGUGCAUGGAGAGGAGGACAAGGACUGGUGGGCCACAUUGAUGGGGAUCCAAACAGGAAGGGGGUUUUCCCCGUCUCAUUUGUACACUUCAUCACUGAUUGAUGUCAUACACCGCUGUCCUGCUACAGCCACAGGCUCUGAUGUCCUGUGUGACAGAGCCUUCCGAUAUUGCCACGGACUACUGAACUAUAUUCUACAUCUGGCCAUAUGGAUUCUACAGGUGGUCAUGGAUGGUACAAGAUAA
Molecule: messenger RNA, 3508 nt
Organism: Triplophysa rosa
Lineage: Eukaryota; Metazoa; Chordata; Actinopteri; Cypriniformes; Nemacheilidae
Gene: asap2b
Product: ArfGAP with SH3 domain, ankyrin repeat and PH domain 2b
Exons: 28
Coding region: 320-3508 (1062 amino acids)
Biological process (GO): positive regulation of GTPase activity
Cellular component (GO): cytoplasm
Molecular function (GO): protein binding; GTPase activator activity
Source: RefSeq, a predicted model, not a curated record